Aspergillus ibericus CBS 121593 is the source of this 1677-nucleotide messenger RNA. RefSeq names its product putative integral membrane protein Pth11-like. Lineage: Eukaryota; Fungi; Ascomycota; Eurotiomycetes; Eurotiales; Aspergillaceae. Bases 1 to 1677 code for a protein of 558 amino acids. The transcript is spliced from 2 exons. The record is from RefSeq and is a predicted model, not a curated record.
AUGAGUAUACAAUGGAUGCUUGAUUCUCGUGGGCUCUUUACCAGUAUCCCACCUGAUGCUCGGACAAAGUUGCAGAACAACCCUACACUCCUCGUCAGUUGGUGGGCCACAGGCUUCUCGGUAGCCAUCAUCGUUGUUCGAGUAUGCGGUCGCUAUGUUCGAAUCGAGCGUUUCUUCCGUGAAGAUAAGGUGAUGAUGGCCAGUGUUAUCCCGCUGUUGAUCCGUAUGGCAUGUGUGCAUGUCAUCCUGAUCUGGGGUACCAACAAUACGAAAACAGAUGGUUUGACUGCCGAAGAUAUUCGGCACAGAGAAAUCGGCAGCAAACUAGUCCUCGUUGCACGUAUCUUCUACGCUAUCUUCAUCUGGACAGCAAAGUUCACAGUAUGUGAGUUUCUCAAGCGGGUAGCAGGGAAGAUCUGGCGACGGUCCCUCCGGAUAUUUCUUCAGUUCCUAUACUACUUUCUGGCCUCGACGUUGUUCGCAGUGAUAGUCGCUACUCUCGCCGAGUGUCAACCAUUCGACCACUACUGGCAAGUUGUGCCUGAUCCAGGGCCAAGGUGUCGCCUCGGCUAUGGCAAUCUGAUCACGAUGGGGUCUUGUGAUGUGGUAACCGACCUGCUUCUGGUCUCUUUUCCGAUUCCCUUCAUCGUGAUGACUCACAUGCCGCUGAAACGCAAAGUAUCACUUGUGGUCCUGUUCGCUCUGUCCUUGAUUCUGGUCGGCAUCACAUGCUAUCGAGUGCCCUCGGUCAUCUGGAAUGACGGCUCGCAACAAUAUCGAUCGCUCGUGGCAUCACUUGAGAUCCUGGCGGCGACCGCAGUUUCCAAUGCGGUCAUUAUCGGCUCAUUUGUGCGUGACAAGGGCGUCAAGAAAGUCAAAUUCAAGAAGGAUCAAGGGUCGGCCUCUGUUAGUGAAAGCAUGGAUCACAGUUCCGUCCGCCGUCAAACUAUCACGCACCACCAAUGGGGAAGUGACUCAGAUCUGGCUGCUGAUUUGGGUAUCCGCUUGGACCCGGAGCUGUGCUAUGCUGACAAGACCACACCUCGCCCUGCGCCUAUUGCGGUGCCUGUUCAUCCAUUGACAGCCCGCACAGGAACCUUGAACCCCAACUGGUCCUUCAAUCAGCGCCCCGGUGGCAUUGAAGACGACCGGGCGUCCAGCAUAGGCAGUUUAGAUGUCAAAGUCAGUCCGCACGAGUACAUUGAGACCAACAAGACCCCUCGCAAGAAAUCCGCAGAUGCAGUGAUGCCGUCACCUCCCACCAAUCUUCACAUCUUCGAUGUCGGCAGUCUCUUAAGCCGUCAGCCUCCGACCAGCACUGUACAACUCCCACGAUAUGCAGAGCAACCUCGUCAUCCCAGCGGAGGAAGCAGGCCUUCUCUCCAAGAUGUCGGGGAAUUGACAUCCAACCCGGACCCUCCUCGAACAAUAAAUCUCAAUACCUCGCCCACAAUACCCCGCCCAUCUCUAUCAGCAUCCAACGUUCCGCGCUCGGGAGGAUUGCGAACCGGCUCCCAGUCCUCCUCCAGUCGCCGUCGUGGCUCCAGUGUUCACUUCAGCGACCUUCCCGACUCCCCAGUUCCUUCUUAUCGUUCCCAAGCGGACGUGUCGGCACCUAUAAUCGAGGGAAACGAGGUUGAACUGCAGGAUGUGGGUGGGUUGCUGUCAAGACGUUGA